Messenger RNA from Penicillium chermesinum, 2202 nucleotides. RefSeq names its product J domain-containing protein. The transcript has 4 exons. Bases 1 to 2202 code for a protein of 733 amino acids. NCBI's taxonomy places the organism in Eukaryota, Fungi, Ascomycota, Eurotiomycetes, Eurotiales, Aspergillaceae. The record is from RefSeq and is a predicted model, not a curated record. Gene Ontology annotation, biological process: cristae formation.
AUGGCCUCCUUCGAUCUCAACCCGACAGGGAUCGCUCAAGGCAUCCCCACCGGCCCCGAGCUGGACGACAACCUUGAUACAGACCACUUGAACGCGGUCGAUGACUACCCCGAUGAAGCAGACUACUACUCUCUACUAGGGCUUUCCUCUAAGCCUCCACCUACCGACUCUCAGAUCCGUUCCGCAUACCACAACCUGUCCCUUAGCUUCCACCCCGACAAGCAGCCGGCGCACCGGCGCGAAGCUGCUGAGCGCCAAUUUAAUCGCAUCCAAGAGGCAUACUAUGUUCUGAUCGAUCCGAAAAAGCGCGUUGUGUAUGACAUGAUGGGAUCAGAGGGUGUGAAGCGCGAAUGGAGUGGCGGGGGCCUCAUGGGUAAAAUGGGGAAGCGCGCGAGGGGCACUAUUUCCGUGGGGAUCAACGCGGCUGAGGCCAUCAGGGUGGAUGAGGAUGAUGGCAACGUGACAUUGGAGCUGCAUAAGAUGGGCAUGCCCAAGGUUCAGUCGCUGGCUUGCAGGUAUCAGUUUAAGACGCCGUUGUUAUUGCCUGGAUUCGACUCCGAGUCUGAAAAAGAGGAGGACGAUACCACCGCGGAAAGUAAGCCGGCGGAACUUGCAGAUGCUGAUGAGCAGGAACCGCCCGCAGAAGUGAUAUUCAGCAUGGGAGCUGCUGGUGUUCUUGGGCGGACCAAGCAGAAAUACAUUGUUGAAUAUGAAGGAGGAUCCGAGGAAGAGAUUGAGGUUGCUGGGCCGCCUAUAAUGGUCGGUAAUAGCCUCCACCUGGGCGCCACUAUUGUCCCCAAUUUCCAAACAAUUGCUGGAAUGAAAGGCAUUUGGCACAAACGGCCGCUCUCCUUUAUCCGUGAUUCCAACUUACGGAUAGAGGCUACUGCACUCCCGGAUCAAGCCCUGAAGGCGACCAUCGCUCGCAAUUUUCAGCCGAUCCCUGGCGUCACCCCGUUCCAAGUCACGGCGAGCAGCACUAUCAAGCGCUCGCUCUGGCAGGCUCCGCCUUCAUUCGAUAUCCAGGCAACAAAGCUCAUUGCCCGGGAGAAAUUAGGCUUCUGCUCCUGGUCUAGCGGAGCUUUCACUUGGCCAGACUUCUUGUUCGAACGAUUCAAUUCAAUUGGACCAACCGAGCAAUCGCUUUUCGAGAUUGAAAGCGAGCCCAGUAAUUUCCAAAUUGGACUUAUUGCGCUUCCGCCGAAUCCCAAGAAGGUCAUUGAGAUCGAAGAAGACGCUGAUGCUGAUGGCGAGGAGGAGGCGCACGGAAAGGUUGCCGAUGCUAAGACGGAUAACACCGCCGUCUCGUGGCGUACGUUCAUGACAGUUUCUCCAGGUGGCGCUGCGCUCGUGCUGAGCUACAGCCGGAAUAUCUUCUCUGGGAUAGCUGCCAAUGACCCGGUUCGGUCAGAGUGGAGUUCCGAAGGAUACUAUCCCAUGCCAAAGAUGGAGGGCCCAAGAGCCCUUCGGCUUGAGGUCUCUGGCGUUCUUGGAAUGGAUGCUUCUCUCACUUGGUCAGUCAAGGCUACUCGACGAGUCAGCGAGUUCACGAAGGUGGGACUUGGUGUAGGCCUAGCGGGCAACGGCGUGGUUAUGACCGUGCACUGGAAUCGACUUGGGCAGAAUCUCACUUUGCCGAUCACUGUCUGCUCGCCCAAAGAGGCCAACCAUGACGCUGCACUGCUCGCAGGUCUCAUCCCCAUGGCUCUUUACGGCAUUAUUGAGUUUGUAUACAUUCGACCACGCGACCGAAGAAAGCGCCGAGAGCAACUGGCUCGCCGCCACAAUGCUCUGAAGAAACUGAUCCCCAAGAAGCGAGAAGAAAGCCUGCAAGAUAUUGAGCUCUUGAGAGAUCAAGUCCUAAGGCGGCAAGCUCGAGAGGAAAGUCAGAACGGCUUAGUUAUUCGGAAGGCCGAAUACGGAUACAUUCCUCCCAAGAAGAGCAAGACUCUGAAGCCGCAGCUCGCGGAGCCUCGAGUGAUUGAUGUGACUAUACCGGUCGCCAAUCUAGUUGACCAUGGCCAGCUUAAUAUCCGAGCCAACACUGUCAAGUUCAAUAUUCUUGGGUUUUAUGACCCAGCACCUCUCCUGCCCAAGCGAUUGAAGAUUUGGUACACCUAUCAAGGCCGGGAGCAUUUUGUCGACGCUGGUGAGAAAGAGGAUAUCGCAUGCCCUUUGCGUGCGCACAUUCAGCAUACUUGA